CUGCAUCGUCAUCAUCAUACACGUUAGAUAGAGGUGGGGAACACCUCAGCUACUGUGGCUUGCGCUGCACCAUCCACACACCGCAUAUCGAGUGUAAACCCGAAGGAAUAAGACCGGGAAGCAUGUGGAUGGGAGCCACGUUUCAUCAACGGAGCCGGCUCACACACCUUCACAGGCAAACACAAGCACGCUGUAUUUAGGGAAUCAAGCGCACACGUGGCGUUGGUUAAACCGUAGUCCGCUCCACACAGAUUGCAUGGAACCGCUCUUCUAGCCUAGCACGGCCACAAAGACCGUGCACCCCGUCCCCUCCAGCAACGGCCAACUGUCUCCUGAAGCCAGUCUAGACUGCGUAGUGGGUACUAGACAGGUAGGCACCUUGUCAACAUGCACAUCAAGCGCAACCACACCAAGGAUAUCAAGCAACGGCCAAUCACUUGAAACGACAAGAUGAAAUAAAAUAAAUGCAAUACUGCAAACAGAUACGGUGGCAUAACUCUUCGCAAUAUUAGCAUCUGAAAUUCUACCGCACUAAAUGCCGAUGACGUUCCUUUGGUUUACCAGCGGCUGCUGAACGAAACCUAUAUGCCACAACAAACGGAUCACAAUGUCCUUAUCAUUCACCCAGAAGUAAAGCAACUUACUCCAUCUCGUGGCGUCACCAACAGGACACAGUUGGUUCCGGGCCAACCGCAUCAGUCUAGUCCAGAUGUCAAAGAAGCUCACGCGCUGAUCGAUUCUCUUGGAGGAUGGAGUAUUGUGGAUACUGUUUCAUUUAAGGUGAAGCAUUCUGUUCGCAACAAUCGGCCGACUUUCUUCACACGAGGGAUAUGGGAGGAGGUCACCGACACGGUCGAGCGUUAUCAUGCUGAACGUCUGCCACGCGACGCAACCUUGACGAACGAACGGACCAACCCAGAUUUGUCUCAUCCUGAAUAUCCGGUGACCGCCGUCUUCGUAAAUUGGCCCCAGUUGAGCACUUCACAGAUCUUGAGAAUGAGUGCUGCUUGGCGUCUACCAGUCUACGAUCGCUACACCCUGGUCGUUCACCUAUUCAAUCUGCGCGCACAGAAUCAAGAGGCGCGAAUACAGGCGGAGCUAGCACAGAUAAGUUUACUCAAAGCACGUCUGCCAACAGCUGUGACCUCCUUUGUUCCUGUGGUGGGGCAGAAAGAAAACGUCUUUCGAUUCGGAGCCGGAACCAUUGACCGGUUAUCGCAAUUGUUGCGGAAAAGAGAAGUUCAUCUACUGGAACAAGCAACCGUCAUCGAACGUCAUCGUCAGACUUCCAGAGAUCAACGCCAACAGAAUCAUCCCCACCAAUAUCCCGUUGUGGCUGUUGUCGGCUACACAAAUGCAGGAAAGACAAGUCUAAUCCGUUGUUUGAGUGGCAAUCGGAGCGUUGUCUCUUCUCCUCAGGUUUUCGCCACACUCGAUUUGACGCUUCAUCGUGCCCGGCUUCCCAUUACCGCUCGCUGCACCAUGGAAAAUAGGGAAUCUCCAACUUUGCAACCGCACUGUGGCAAAGUAGCAAUUCCAGGCGUCAAUCUGUUAUUACUAGAUACCAUCGGGUUCAUGGCUGACCUGCCCACCAACCUUAUAGCCGCUUUUCGGGCUACUCUUAUGCAAAGUUUGCAUGCAGACCUCGUCAUUCACGUGGUCGAUGUAAGCGACCCAGCCUGGGAGAAGCGGAUGUCUCACGUAGAACAGGUGUUAUCCCGUGCUGGCGUGCCAACUGGACAGAACGCCUCCACCUUCUAUCGUCCAGCCCAACACACGACGUCUCUCCAAAUCAGUCCUCCAGCGGUUCUUCGCGUUGGUAACAAAGUUGAUAGUGUCCUGGAUCACAUAGAUGAACAAGCCAAAGCCAACCUGGACGUGCUCAUUUCUGCUAAACAGGGAACGGGGGUGUGUCAGUUGACGGAAUUAAUUGAAGCUGAGCUGGCUCGUCGUCUCCAGUGGACACGUCGCACACUCAAAAUGAAACAAGGAAGCGAGGCUCUCCAAUGGCUCUACUCAAACGCAAUGGUCAUUGAUGUUUCUGCGAUCGAUGACGAUCCCGGUCACCUGACAGUGUCUGCAUUAUUCACUCCCUCGUCAUGGGGCAGAAUGCAAACUAAUUUUCGAAUUGGACCGACGCAGUCACUGCAAGCUGCUGAAAUCGGAAACCUUUGA
Dicrocoelium dendriticum is the source of this 2175-nucleotide messenger RNA. NCBI's taxonomy places the organism in Eukaryota, Metazoa, Platyhelminthes, Trematoda, Plagiorchiida, Dicrocoeliidae. The record is from the annotation of a GenBank genome assembly.